AUGCCCCCAAACGGCUUCCGUAUCCUGGCUGUUAGGAAAAAGCCGACUCAACGUGUUAUUUGUUUUUAGCCAGCUUGCUAGUUAGCUUCAGCUUCGUCGAGGUCUUUCUCGGAAAUAUCGUCCAAACAAUGGCUUCCUUUGAUACGGACGGAGUAUCAGACCCUGUUGGAAUCCACGAGGAACCGUCAGUCCUUCGCUGUAAAAAGUGCCGAAGAUGUGUUGUAGAUUCAUCAUGCUUGCUUUCAGCCUCAGAAGACCUCAUGGCUGGAUGCACAGUGUGGCAUGUGGAUGUUGAUGCAUUGCCUGAUUGGAUCCUGUCAGUUAUUAAUCAGGUUCACUGGACGACAGGGAAACUGAACUGCCAGCAUUGUGGAGCACGUCUCGGUGGUUUCAACUUUCUAAACUGUUCACGAUGUCCCUGUGGACACGACACGACCGUGCACCUCAUUAAAAGCCGUGUUGAUCAGGUCGUAAAGCAUCUGGUCUACUUGAGCAAACCAGGUACAGCUAGAGUACACACAGGGUUUCAGGUUAAACACAAAGAUCUAGAAGGACCAGAGGACAGAAACCUGGGCUGUGACCUACAUCCGGUCACUCAUGGACUAAACCCAGAGCCUGAGCUCCAGAGCAGAGAAAUACAAGCAACUCAUUUCGAUGGUGAGCCAUCUGUCAUCUCUCCAUUCAGUCGUCCGCUUUCUUUGCCUCUCCUUCAUCCUGUACAUGAGGAAAUGAACGAGGCAGCGGCUCAUGAUGACAGCCACACACACCUGACACCAACAGAGCUAUCAGAUCAUCUGCAGAACCAGGACAGUCAUCUUGAUUCCUUUCCAUCACCUACUCAGGACACGGUCACGGGACAAGCGGAUAUCAGUGAUGGUGUUACAGAGGAAACACAGGACCAUGCCUACUUCACUCCUGUGCAGAUGUUGACCAAAAGAGAGAAGAAUCGCUUAAAGAGCCUGAGGAGAAAGCAGAGAAAGAAAGAACGCUGGAUUCAGAGACAGCUUGAGGAGAAGAGUGUGAGCUGGAAUCUGACGAGCAGCGAUGAAGAGGAGAAAGAGGGCUGCAUGUGUGCCGUUUGUCUGGACGUGUACUACAAGCCGUACAUGUGUCAGCCCUGCAGCCAUGUGUUCUGUGAGCCCUGUCUGAGGACGCUGGCAAAGAGCCGGGCCAGCAGCACACCAUGUCCUCUCUGCAGAACUCUCAUAUCACAUGUGAUCUUCCAGGAAGAGCUUCACCAACACACUAGGACCCACUUCCCCAAAGAAUACCGCAUGAGAAAUGAGACUUUCCAUAAGACCAACUAUUCCAAAUGGCCCCUGCCCAGCUGUCCGAAGCAUUUUCACUUUUUAUGGGGUCUGCAGAGACACAGAGCUUCGGCUGGUCAGUGGCAGUUCCCUCUCAGAGCGUUGGGACUGAACAGACUGGAACUGGGAGACAUAAGGGGCUGGACUUUUCACUCUGAUAUGAUCACCUUCAUCUUCUCUUUCCACUGGGUGCUUUCCUCUUUUAUCAUUUUGUGUGGCCUUUUCUACAUCCUCCUCUGGUGAUAUGACGAGAACUCGACCAUGUCAGAGAUGUAUGAGGCAAAGCCGUGGACACAUACUAUCACUAUACACAUUAUGUAUUAUUUUUAGAAAGUAAAAGGUAUUUUUUUCUAAGUGAUAUACAUUUCAGAGAUACUGUUCAGGUCGUUUCGAUCUGAGAGCAACAAAGUGAUAAUAAAAGUGUUAAUAAUGACUGGUUUAAA
Messenger RNA from Pangasianodon hypophthalmus (striped catfish), 1750 nucleotides. RefSeq names its product ring finger protein 180b (gene rnf180b). Gene Ontology annotation, cellular component: endoplasmic reticulum membrane. Gene Ontology annotation, biological process: serotonin metabolic process; positive regulation of proteasomal ubiquitin-dependent protein catabolic process; norepinephrine metabolic process. Gene Ontology annotation, molecular function: ubiquitin conjugating enzyme binding; ubiquitin protein ligase activity. The transcript is spliced from 7 exons. The record is from RefSeq and is a predicted model, not a curated record. The coding region runs from base 129 to 1550 and encodes 473 amino acids. NCBI's taxonomy places the organism in Eukaryota, Metazoa, Chordata, Actinopteri, Siluriformes, Pangasiidae.